GUGCUUGUAAAUCGACUCUCACUGUUACUCAUUCAACUAAACAGAAACAACAGCAACAACACAGAUUAAACACUCGAAAGACAUAUAUCAGAAGUCUCUGUUUGUGGUGAUUUUCUUCAGAUACGGUGAAAUGGCUGAAGGUGGUGUUACAGUGGAUCAGGACCAGUUCAUGUGUCCGGUGUGUCUGAAUCUCCUGCAGGAUCCAGUGACGAUUCCCUGUGGACACAGUUACUGCAUGAGCUGCAUCACAGACUGCUGGAAUCAGGAGGAGCAGAAGCGAAUCUACAGCUGUCCUUUAUGCAAACAGAGCUUCACUCCGAGACCUGCUUUAGCUAAGAAUGUGGUGUUUGCUGAAAUGCUGGAGAAACUGCAGAAGAGCAGACUCCAGACGGCUGCUCCUGCUUCUGUUCACACUGGAUCUGGAGAUGUGGAGUGCGACGCCUGCACUGGAAAUAAGCAGAAAGCUGUGAAGUCCUGUCAGGAGUGUAGAAACUCUUAUUGUCCAGAUCACCUCCAACAGCACGAGAGUCUCUUCAGAGGUCGAGGACACAAUCUGAUGGAGGCCACUGGACGACUGCAGGAGAUGAUCUGCCCUCAGCAUAAUAAAGUGAUGGAGAUUUACUGCCGCACCGACCAGCGCUGCAUCUGUGUGCUGUGUUUGGUGGAUGAACACAAACAUCACGAUGCUGUAUCUGCUGCAGCAGGUAGAAAAGAGAAAGAGGAAUUUUAUGAAGAAACUCAGAGAAAAUCCCUUAAAGUCAUUGAGCAGAGAGAGAAAGAUCUUCAGCAGCUGAGAGAGGCUUUGGAGGCUCAUAAGCGCUCAGCACAGUCGGCAGUGGAGGACAGUGAGAGGAUCUUCACUGAACUCAUCCAGGAUAUUGAGAAACGUCGCUCUGAGGUGAAUCAGCUGAUCAGAGAUCAGGAAAGAGCUGCUGUGAGUCGAGCUGAAGAACAACUGGAGCGACUGAAGCUGGAGAUCAAUGAUCUGAAGAGGAGAAACACUGAGCUGAAGCAGCUUUCAGAAACACAGGAUCAUCUUCACUUCCUCCAGAGUUGCCCGACUGACACUUUCUCUGGAUCUUCAGAUUCAGGCUUCACUGUCAGUUCUCAUCUGUGUUUUGAUGAUGUGGUGAAAUCAGUCUCUCAGUUCAGACACAAACUUCAGCAGUUUGCCUCAAAUGAGAUUAAAGAGAUAUCUAAAACAGUGAAAACAGUUCAGGUCAUUCAGACUCCUGAAGAUCAGACCAGUAAGGUGGUUCAACAAUAUUCACGUCGAGCGGUGGUCCCCACAACUGAGAAAUCAAGGGAACAGAUCUGUAAGACCUUGGAUAUGUUUAGAAACCUGGAUAUCUCCAACUUGUCCACCCACCAAGGUAAUAUGUAUGGGCAAAGGAAUCCCAAACGCUGGGAGCCUGGAGUGUUUAGGAAUAAAUAUUGGGACGAGUAAAUCCAAUCCCUAAACAUACUGUAAUUGGGCUAAUUGUAUUCAAACCCUCACCCACUGCUCCUCUUUGCACAUUUUGUGAGAGUAAAGCCCGGCUCUGUCAUUUUUUAUUAAUCCUAAAUGAUUGUAGCAUGUCAGACUGCACGAAUAUAACUCCCGUGUAACACUGUAAAAUCUCAGGUGUCAUAAUCUCAGACUGAACAACAAUGACUGUUUACAUGGACAUCAGUAAUUUAGAUAGUUAACUUAAUCAAAAUAAGGCAGUAAUAUGAUUAAGUUGUUUAUAUGAGUUGUCUUUCAUGUUACAAUAUGCGGCCAGUGGUGUAGCGGACGGGGCCCCGCGUCGUCACCAUUUUUAAUAAUUGAAAAUCCGGCAACCGCAAUAAUCAAACUCUUGGGAACAACUGUGGUCGGAACCAAAGUUCACAGGUCUGUGUUCUCUGAACACCUCU
This is a messenger RNA of Danio rerio (zebrafish), 1896 nucleotides long. The record is from RefSeq and is a predicted model, not a curated record. NCBI's taxonomy places the organism in Eukaryota, Metazoa, Chordata, Actinopteri, Cypriniformes, Danionidae.